GUUUUAGUAUAGACCCGUGUACAAAAACAUUAAGAAACGUACAUUUCGGGGUAGUUCACUCGAUUUAGUUUUUUUUUUCUCUUCUCUUUCCUUCAAAACAUCCGAAACAUGUUUCGCUCGGUGAAGAUUUCUCGCGCCCCGCUCGCGGCUUUGAAGCCCGUUCUGGCGGACUCCGUUGAGACUCAGAACACUAUUCGCCGCAUGAUUGGCGUCAAGACUGUCCACGCAAUCAACGUCAACGCGAUCAACAGCGUUGUUGAGAAGUUGAAAGGUGAGGGUUUGGCUGGUACAACUGCAACGGUCGCUCGCGCCAGCGCUUAUCUGCUUUCGCGGAACCCGACCGACGCACUUGUGGAGGUGGAGACAGUGCUACCAAAGAUUCAAGACAAAGCCUUGAGGCGUCUCGCAAUUGGAAUUCGCCUUCGCUCGCACAACGAUCUGCUCGACAUUAAGGAGGCUUCGCUGAACGUGUCCGGUGGCGCAACUGAGGCAGAGGUGUCGGAUAUCCGCUCCAAGCUGCAGGACGACUAUAAGGAGCUCGUCGCAAGCUCUCCCGGGUGCUGGUUAGUGGAACUGGCUGCUGCGGAGUAUAGCCUGUACACUGGCGCGAACGAAGAGGCAUACAACCACUUUGUGGCGGUAGAAAAGAAGAUCCAGGACUACAUAAAGGCACCGAUCCAAGUUUCGCAGGAAGUGGCGACGCCCGAGAACACGAACGAGUUCUCGCUGAUCGCGUUUCAAAUCCGUCGCGCGCGUCCCGGGGUGAAGCCACAGGACGUCAGCGCCACCGUGGCGGAGGGCAUGACGAACGUGAUGGCCGACCCCAAUGCGACAAAGGCUCUCGAAGCGGCGAAGAAGGCGCUUGGGGGGCAGCUGUCGAAUGAAGAGGCGAUCGAGCUGGCACUCACGCUGCAGGAGGCCAAUGUGCGCCACCAUUUCCAUGACUUCUUUCCUACCAACGCUGACCACUACGACGAAUGGACUUCAGAGGGCGCUGUGAAGGCGAAGCAGUUGAUCAGUGAAGCCGUGACGCCCCACAACACUGGGCUCAAGCACGAGGCUAUAGAGAAGAUUCGCACCUCGGUGCCCCACAAGCCUUUCUACGACUCCGAGGAGAAGCUUCGCGCUUUCCUCAAGUCCGCACCGAAGGAUAGAAGCAUCAUUGCCUCCAUUCGCGAAACUUUUGGUCCUGGUCCCAUCACCGCUGUCAGUUCUUCCGACCAGGCGGUCGCCGAUGCUGUGGAGUCGGUGGACUUGGCGGUUGUGUCGUCGGACACUGCCGCCGGAACGGAUUACGCGUGCCGCGGGAAGGAGAUUGCGAAGGCCCUAGCGAAGCAGAUGCUGUAUCGCACGCAAGUGCAGAAAGCGGUCGCGCUGACGGAGAUGAAUCGCUUGCAGGAUGCGGUGGAGGCUGUUACCCCGGUGAUUAACGCCAGCGAGUACAUCUACAUGUGGCGAGCCCUCCUAGCGCGCAGUCGCGCAUACAAAGGACUUGGCCUCAUCACCAACUCCGACAAGGACUUGAAGGAGCUCAAUCGUCUGAAGCACAGUCUGACGGAGCGUACCCCGUACGAGAAGAAGUAG
This is a messenger RNA of Leptomonas pyrrhocoris, 1584 nucleotides long. RefSeq lists its product as hypothetical. The record is from RefSeq and is a predicted model, not a curated record. The coding region runs from base 109 to 1584 and encodes 491 amino acids. NCBI's taxonomy places the organism in Eukaryota, Euglenozoa, Kinetoplastea, Trypanosomatida, Trypanosomatidae. The transcript has a single exon.